Molecule: messenger RNA, 2138 nt
Organism: Salvelinus sp. IW2-2015
Lineage: Eukaryota; Metazoa; Chordata; Actinopteri; Salmoniformes; Salmonidae
Product: rhotekin
Biological process (GO): signal transduction; mitotic cytokinesis; actomyosin contractile ring assembly
Cellular component (GO): actomyosin contractile ring
Source: RefSeq, a predicted model, not a curated record
CAUGGUAGGUUAUUAUAAUGUUUUGCCGAAAUCAGGUGUCGAGAACCACGAUAGCAAGGGGGUCAGCAUUGGAUCUGGAAAUACGACGACUGGGGCAUUUCAACACUCUUACGGACUUGGCACAGGACGGUGAGGUGCAGCGUCAGAUAGACCGCGAGGUGCGGAUGCGUGAGGGAGCCAGUAAGCUGCUAGCUGCGUGCUCCCAGAGAGACCAGGCCCUGGAGGCCUCCAAGAGCCUGCUCACCUGCAACACCCGCAUCCUAGCACUGCUCAGCCAGCUGCAGAGGAUGAGGGAGGCCCAGGUCCUGCAGAGAGUAGGCAACAGGUCCUGUAUUGGUGGGUCGCUGGAUGAGAGGCUGCCCUGCAUGGGUAAUGUGGCCAUCUCAGACCUGCGUAUCCCACUCAUGUGGAAAGACUCAGAGUACUUCAAGAGCAAAGGAGAGCUGCAUCGCUGUGCUGUGUUCUGUCUGCUCCAGUGUGGCAGAGAGAUCUAUGACACAGACCUGGUGAUGGCGGACAGGACUUUGACUGACAUCUGCUUCGAGGACACCAUCAUAUUUAAGGAGGCGAGCCCGUGCUUUGAGCUCCGUGUGGAGCUGUACAGUACCUGUGUGGUGGAGGACUUCUCUCCGGGCCCAGGGGCACUAGGACCCAGGAGACAUAACCGCCUCAGCAGCUCCCUGGGCUGCACCUCUGGGAGGAGGAUCAGGGCAGCUCUAGAGUCUGCAGCCUGUGGUACCAUAUCCAACGUAGAGGGAGGUGAUGGAGGAGGAGGGUCUCCACCACCUCUGCUGCCUGCUCUCUGUACAGAGGGGCCAAAGUAUCACCUUCUGGCCCACACCACACUGACAAUAGCACAUGUUCAGGACAGCUUCAGAACACACGACCUGUCCAUAUCAGCCACAGAGGACAGUGCAUUCUGGCUGCCUCUCUAUGGCAGUGUGUGUUGCCGUCUGGCAGCCCAGCCUCUCUGUAUGACCCAGCAGGUUAUCAGCGGCAGGAUCAAGAUUGAGAAGGAGCCUGAGUGUUGGACUGACAUCUACGGUGUCCUCAAAGGGACAAGUCUUACCUGUUACCACAGUCAAGAGUGCAUGGUUGCCCAAGAGGAGCCGUUAUUCACCAUCGCCAUCAACAAGGAGACCCGCAUCCAUGUGUCCGAGAGAGGGCCUCUCCACCAUGCCCAGAGUAUAUCCAUCAGCACACACACCCGAGGUGACGAAGCUGUCACACACACUCUGGUCACACACACACCCCAGGACACACAGCGCUGGAUGGAGGCCUUCUGGCAGCACUUCUAUGACAUGAGUCAGUGGAAACAGUGUUGUAAUGGCCUGAUGAAGAUCGAGGUACCCUCUCCUAGGAAAUCCCAUUUGGUCACAGCGAAGCAGGGGUCGCUUUACCACGAAAUAGUCACUCCAUCUUCCCCAGGAGAGUGUGGUAAUCCAGGAUAACUCUGUCUGCUGAAGUGUGGGCCUGCUCUCCUCUUACUGUAACCACAGUUGAAGGACCCUCCAUGAAUGCCAGGUUGUCCCUGUCAAGGGGACCAACAUCAGGCAACUGCAUCAUCCAGGACAGUAUCCACCUCUUACCAAACUACAGCACCCCCCCAACCCCCAAUUGUACUCCUGCUCUUGGGAGUGACGUGCAGUGACACUCCUCUCCCAUGACACAGUGUCUCUGUACUCUACCUAUCCCUGUCCUAUAAUAGCACGAAACAGCCACAAGAGCUAGCCACUGCUCUCCAGGAACACAUACAGGAAUGCCACAAAUUGAGGGCUGCAAUCACAUACUUUUGCUAAUUGUAGCAUUCCACACUCUUGAGUUAUUCUGGUAAUGCAGCCUUGACCUUUUCUAGUCCAGACUCAAUGUUUUAUAGGYUACUUGGCUCUUCUCUUUACUUGUCCAAAGUCCAAACCCAAUCGGCUCUUAAAUGCAGUUAAUUGAUUUUAAAGGGUAAAAAUAUGUUGGUAUGAUUUUGGUACUUAGUCUUACUUUCAUUCUUUAGCCUUCUCUCUUCCUAUUUAAAUGAGACCGUUUUGUUUCGGACACAAAAAUUCAGGACAAGAUAAUCAAUAUGAUUGCAAUGCGGAGAAUGUAACUCAAACUUGAGGAUGACAAUAAAAACCUAAAAUCCUUUA